AUGGCGCUGCCUGAGGGCGAGCGUCCUGGCCUGCGUCAAAUGGAGGCACAAGUGGAGUGUAGCCGCAAAGCCAUCUUCAACUAUCUCAAGGACCACGUGAACUACGGAAAGCGGCACACCAAAGGCCGCCCCAAGAAGAUGUCGGCCCGUGACACGCGUCGCCUCUUCCGAGUUGCGGCGCCCGGCGACUCGAGCGCGCCCAAACUAGUCCAAAAGUUGGAGCUCAAUGUCUCCAAGUCCACCGUCUCUCGCACCCUCGCGUCCUCCGGCAUCUUCCAAUACGUGAAGACUAACAAGGCCCCCCAAUUGACCGAGGCUCACAAGCAUGCCAGGGUCGCCUGGGGCACAAAGUAUGCAAGUACUAGUGAUGACACCUGGGCCAAAACCAACUUCUCUGAUGAGAAGAAAUGGAAUUUGGGAUGA
Molecule: messenger RNA, 423 nt
Organism: Hyalella azteca
Lineage: Eukaryota; Metazoa; Arthropoda; Malacostraca; Amphipoda; Hyalellidae
Exons: 1
Coding region: 1-423 (140 amino acids)
Biological process (GO): DNA integration; DNA transposition
Molecular function (GO): DNA binding
Source: RefSeq, a predicted model, not a curated record